UGCUCUCACCGUCAGGUCCUGUACCCGCUCGGGUCCUUGGUCCGCAGAAAGUCUUACUCUCUAACUGUCUCUGCGUCAUUUUGAUCCAAGAUGGACGUUGAUAUGGACAACGCGAACCUCUCGCCCGACCAACCGAACGACUGGAUACGUGUAUACAGCGACGAUGGUUUCUUAUUUCUCGUGAAACGAUCUGUCUUGUAUACGAGCGAUAAGUUGCGAGAUAGUCUGGAUAGCGCGAACUCAUAUAAGGAGUCUCUAGCGCGAACUUGCGUGAUCCAGGAGCGCGCCGUGAUCGUCGAGAAGCUGAUCGAGUACAUGAGCUUUAAGGCGCACUACAUGACUCGCAGCGGGAAGGAGGAGAUCCCCGUCAACGAGUUCCUUGAGCGAAUACCGCCCGAGAUCGUACUGGAACUAUUGCUUGCAGCGGAUUAUCAUGCCAUUUGAAGCUUCGUUAUCGGAGAAAUAUGUACAUCAUCGUGACCCUGCACCUACACAUUUUGGCUGGCGCGGUAGCCCUCCGGGUUUCAGAGUCGGCAGGAAAGGCCGAAAGGCCGUACACAACUCAAUGACCUCGUAUUCACAGCCC
This is a messenger RNA of Schizophyllum commune H4-8, 586 nucleotides long. Its product is annotated as POZ domain-containing protein. Gene Ontology annotation, biological process: ubiquitin-dependent protein catabolic process. The record is from RefSeq and is a predicted model, not a curated record. Lineage: Eukaryota; Fungi; Basidiomycota; Agaricomycetes; Agaricales; Schizophyllaceae. The coding region runs from base 91 to 444 and encodes 117 amino acids. Gene Ontology annotation, cellular component: elongin complex. The transcript is spliced from 6 exons. Gene Ontology annotation, molecular function: protein-macromolecule adaptor activity.